CACCACCAAUGGGCCCGUAGCACAGCCACCCACGGUCACACCCACAGCUGACCGCCCCAAGUGUGACCAUAACCGAAGCACUAACGGGCACACUAUCAGCCGAUCCGUACAAACGCGGUAGGGACAUGCCGUACGGAUCAGCUGCUUUUCGGAAAUAAAAAGGGCUCCGCCAGAGCGCUCAUGAUCAGUUCGGCUCCGGCCAGUGGACAGCCCCGCCUUAUUCUUGAAUCACGAGACUCUCUAUCAGCUACCACACCCAGAGAUCAAACAAAUUUCUGUGGAAUCCGGCGCGACGAGCAUACCCCGGCCGAAGCGCCGUCACAGUGGCGCCCGAGCAGGUUGUGGUAGCGUAAGAAGCAUAAUCUCAAAGGUCAAGAUGGCAAAACAAUGGAUAAAUCAAGCAACGAAACUGGAGUUACAGAACUAUUGCGAGGAAUUCGGAUUGGAGAAACUGGACGGACUAGAGACCCAAAAGAAAAAACUACUACAAUUUUCGGAGAGAGCAGACCUCCCAAUACAUAUUCGAGGGAGGCUAGAACAACUAGCAAGUAACCAAUCACGAGGCAAAAGCCCGAGAACCAAGAGCCCAAGGCAACAAUCGCCAAAAGGAUUACCACAAAAACCAACAAUGGAAGAGAUCCAAGGGGAGACCAGGACAGGCAGGAAGAAAUCGCUCUUUCCAAAACAGAUAAAGAAAGGAUUACCACAAGCAGAAGCGAUAAUAGAAAAAAUACGCAAGUGGGACCUGAUCUUUACAGGAAAAGGAGGGCUGCUAGAAUUCCUGAGCAGGAUGGAGGAAUUAGCAGAAACCUACGGGGUAGAACCGGACCACCUCGUAGUCGCAAUGCCGAUAAUCCUGGAAGAAAGCGCGCUAGACUGGUGGCACACAAAGCCAGCGCCAGUCACAUUCAUAUCCCCCAGAUGCCAAGAGGAGCUAUCAAAACAAGUGGCAGAGCGAAAACAAGCGGAAACAGAAACAGUCCGAGACUAUGUCCAAGAGAUAAGGAAGUUAAUGAGGUUCGGAACCUACACAGAGCAGAAAAAACUUGAAAUAAUAUACCAGAACUGCCGGCUGCCGCUGAAACUAUACGUGAAGAGAAGAGAAUUCCAAACGCUGUCGGAAUUCAUUAUCAUCGCAGAGGAAUUCGAAAAAAUAGAGACAGAUGCAGGACACUCCAAGGUUACAGGUCGCCAAUGGAAUUACCCACAAAACGACCAACCAGCAUGGCAAAGGACGCAGUACCGACAAAGGAAAUGUCAAAUAUGUGGAAACUAUGGGCACGAGGCCCGAACAUGCAGCAGGGAACCCGUACUGUACUGCUGGACCUGCAACAAACAAGGAGUACGUACAAUAGACUGCUGCAGAAAUCAACCGGAAAACACAGGGCGCAGGACCAACCUGCGAAACUGCUGUGGCCCAAAACCAGCUGAGCGGGACAAUACACAAUUAAUAUUUGACAAGAAGCAACUUUUAGGACGGGCCAGGAUUGGAUCACAACUGAUGGAAGUAAUCAUCGAUACAGGGGCAACAAGAUGCAUGAUAAACGAAAGGGUGGCCGAAAAACUAAAAGGAGAAGGUAUCGAAGGAGUGGAAAACAGAUUAAUCCAGCUCGCAGAUGGAAGCACUCGGAGAACAACACGAAGAAUCCAAAUAACAGUAGAACUAGGGGGAAAAGAAACCACCCAAUCAUUCCUAAUAAUGACAGGGGUACCAGACACCCCCAUACUAGGAAUUGAAUUCUUAAAGGAUGCAGGCACAUCAAUAACGUGCGGAGAAGCCACAAUAAACUUCAACGGGGAACCAAACCCAAAGAGAAAAGAGGAAAGCUCAAGAAAUUCGGUAACAGAGCCAACGGACAAGGACGUGCUGGAUCUCAACCCCGAGCGGCCAAUGCCGGAACCGGAACCCCGGAAACCCAUCCAGAGAGGCACCAUCCCGGGCGAAUGGAAUGUCCCGAAAAACUUCGAACUAGCGACCACGUCGAUCAAACUAGUCAAAGCGAAACUCCACGACCGCCCAAAACACACUCAACGACGGUUCAAACUAUGGAACGAGGAACAGGAGGCGUGUUGGGUCAAGAUCGGCCGAGCUGGAGAUGUCCGCAUCAGCGCCUGGUUCCAAACAAAAUCAACUGACAACGCCCCACUGGGAAAGGAGGGGGGAGUGUGACGCCCAGCACCACGAAGACCAAGCGCCAACGCCACAAACACCACAACAAAACAUUAGAA
Messenger RNA from Drosophila pseudoobscura, 2229 nucleotides. RefSeq lists its product as uncharacterized. Lineage: Eukaryota; Metazoa; Arthropoda; Insecta; Diptera; Drosophilidae. The record is from RefSeq and is a predicted model, not a curated record. The transcript has 2 exons. Gene Ontology annotation, molecular function: zinc ion binding; nucleic acid binding. The coding region runs from base 377 to 2170 and encodes 597 amino acids.